Beauveria bassiana ARSEF 2860 is the source of this 2130-nucleotide messenger RNA. Its product is annotated as FluG domain-containing protein. NCBI's taxonomy places the organism in Eukaryota, Fungi, Ascomycota, Sordariomycetes, Hypocreales, Cordycipitaceae. Bases 1 to 2130 code for a protein of 709 amino acids. The record is from RefSeq and is a predicted model, not a curated record. The transcript is spliced from 6 exons.
AUGCCAAGCGCCGUCGCCCGCACACAUCAUGCAAACGCUCCAGACAGCCACCACCUCGACUUCCUCCAGUUUCAAAGGGCCAAGCAGCUUGAAAGAGCACCGAAGCCCACGCCGCUCUCGGCCGAGCAGCACGCCGCGAACCGGGAGUGUCUCAGCACCGUCCGAUUCGUGAAGCCCAAGUACUCUGCUGAAACAGAGAUCAACGUCUCCGGCAUCUUUGGAAGAUGGAAACGCUACUGCAGUGAGAAGGAGGUCGGCGACUGGCGAGCGACGAUUGUUAACCUGACCCGUGCCACUACGAUGGACUUUUUCCUCUUCGUCUGCGGAAACUACAACGUCCGGUCGUGGGGGCGUUAUAUGGAUAGAAAUGAUGCCAAGGAAGUCUACAAGUACCACCGCAAUGUUUUGAUCCCUCGCUUCAAUCUCCGAGCGCCGAACAUCGACGGCAAGCCGGUCCUCAAUGUCGACAGUCUCCGGGUCAUCCUGACAUUCAACAUCGCGUACGACACGAGCGUAUUCAGCCUCGGGCGUCAUCGGAUCCAGUUGGCCGGCUGCUACCAGCUCCUAUGUUACACUGGGGCCCGACCUGCAGAGCUUGUGGAUGGCGAGAGAAAAGGUCCGAAGGAUGGCUCUCGAGAGAUACUCUUUGGCCAGAAAGUCAUACAACAAGUGGAAAACGACGGUAGCGCGGAUCAAACGCUAGACAAGCAAUCCGUGGAGCUCAACAAGAUGCUUCUACAAGAGACAAUCAAGAGAGGCCGUCCUAAAGCUCUCUGCUAUGAGGACAUUCUUCUGAUGCUUGUGCGGCACCCUACUACGGGGAAGCCCGUAUUGGCCAUGGCCAUCAAGUUUAUCCACCACAAAGGAGCAGACAACAAGCCAAAGCCGACGAUUUUCUUCUUCACGCCUACAAGGAAGCUAAUUUUUGACGCGAUCAUGGUCAUCGUGGCACUGGCCCUACAUGACCAUGCGUUCGAUGCGGCUUGCCUAACCGACGCGUAUAGUCUCCUCUCGAGGGAUGUUUGGGGUCCCCGAGAUUGUGAUGCAACGGAUUCGGUCCGCGACCAGAUGAUGCGGCAUGAACCUGGGUUCAAAACAUUUUUCAGUGCGUAUCUGAAUGAAAUUGCCAACUUUGAUCUCCAGAACGCCUUCUUGGAGGAGGAAAAGCAAAGCCAACUGUUCCGCAUGUUUGCCCACGUAAGCUUGACCCGCGACCCUCGUGCCGUAAGGGAUAUGGUGCCUGAGAAGGUAUGGGCAAAUCAGCUGCCCGACCCUGAGAUUGUGAAGUGGGAGGAGGAGCGUGCGGUGCUCAAGCAGGGACGGUAUCGAGUUGCUGGUAGUGAGCAUGAAGACAGGAUCCGAGUACUCACAGACGACAUCAGAAAUAAGAGGACACAGAACGAAAGGAGGGUCGUGAAAGAAUAUCGCGAAUACUAUUUCUACAAUCGUCCCACCUGGGACAUUGAGGCCCAAGCCCGCGGGGAGAUGGAAGAGGAAUAUGAGCAGCCCGCAAUGGACCUCGUCAUACCGGAACGGGCAAGACUAGCCAACAUUAUGUGUCUGCAAGCUGACGACUGGACGGAAACGGAGCUGUUCCAACGCAGAGUUGAGGCCAUCGACUUGAUGGUGGCUUUAUGCGAUAAGAAGGAAACUGGCAGAACAAGCCGCACGCAGCGCCCAGCCACGGUCGAGGCUUUCAUCAAGCAACAGUCACCUGGAAGCGUCACAUUGUCUGAGCCGGAUCUUGAGCCGGAUCCUUUCCCGCUUCUUAUGGAGGCAACACAGUGCCCAGACUGUAUUGGUGAUGAGCAGCUGUCGGUCGAAGCGCGAAAGUUCAAGUGGUGCCGUCCGCCGGUGCUCAACGACCACUUUGACGACGCGCACUUAGCUCGCCGAGAGACUGCUGCGCAAUGUGGCGAGGCAAUCUGGUGUGGCCACCCAAAAUGCAGACAGGAGAAGUUUGUCCAUGUGGAUCAUUUCCGAAACCAUGUCGAGCAAGUGCACGGGGUAAGUCUCAGGACAUCGCACCAAGUCGCGAAGAGGAGAAAAAGACAGACGGAGCGCCGUGAAAAGAAAUGUCGAGGACGGCAGCAGAAGAAGACCGCCGCGAAGGCCGCCGCGAAGACGUGA